GUAAUUUCUUAAAUAUAUAUAUAUGUUAGGUAGGUAUUCAGCGGAAAAGAGAACGCUGUCGUAUUAUUUUUCUUCCUUCGGUCCUCGAGUCGGUCACAAGCAACGAUGUAUCAUCCGACCAGAGGUGGCGUCCGUGGCGGCCGAGAUCAAUUUAGCUGGGAUGAUGUUAAGGUUGAUAAACAUAGGGAGAAUUACCUUGGUCACAGUAUUAAGGCCCCUGUUGGAAGAUGGCAGAAAGGGAAAGAUCUGCACUGGUAUGCCAGGGGCAAAAAUUCUGAGAGUUCAGGUAAAGAUGCCUUACAAGAUGAAAUAAAAAGAAUUAAGGAAGAGGAGGAGCAGGCCAUGAGAGAGGCACUUGGUUUAGCUCCAAAGCGUGCUAGCCGAUCUCAAGGGAAUCGGCUUGAUAAACACGAGUUCUCUGAACUCGUGAAGCGAGGCUCUACAGCAGAAGAUUUGGGAGCAGGGCAUGCAGAAGCUGCACGUGUUGAUGGUCUUGGUUUCUCAAGAGCACCCCGCCCUUGGGAAGACCCAAGUACUCUUCCUUAUAACCACAGGGAAGCGUCGCCUGAGCCAGUGAAGGAGGAUGUGCGUGAUUCAUUACCCAGUAACUCUGGAGAAGGCGAAAAGGAGGAUGAAAGCAGCAGAAAGAAGAGGAGGCACGAGGAAAAGAAACAUGAGAAACGUGAAAGGCGUGAGAAACGACGUUCAUAUGAUUCAGAUGACAGAAAAAAGCACAAGAAAGACAAGAGGAGGAGGCAUGACUCUGACUCUGAAUAAACAUUGGAAAGUUGUUGAUUCCUUCUGUUUCGUGAUACAUCACAAGUUGCCUGUGCUAUCUCUGAUUUGUAAUAAUACACUUAUGCUUAAAUUGUAUUGUUGUUCAACAGUUUGAGAUUAUAUAUUUGCUUGGCCUGUGAAGAA
Manihot esculenta (cassava) is the source of this 921-nucleotide messenger RNA. Its product is annotated as multiple myeloma tumor-associated protein 2 homolog. The transcript is spliced from 4 exons. The coding region runs from base 106 to 777 and encodes 223 amino acids. The record is from RefSeq and is a predicted model, not a curated record. Lineage: Eukaryota; Viridiplantae; Streptophyta; Magnoliopsida; Malpighiales; Euphorbiaceae.